AUGACCACCGAGACCGCCAAUAACGACCCAACAAUGGCUGCAAAUGCCACCGCCGCAAAAUCACAAG
Molecule: messenger RNA, 67 nt
Organism: Cylindrotheca closterium
Lineage: Eukaryota; Bacillariophyta; Bacillariophyceae; Bacillariales; Bacillariaceae
Source: the annotation of a GenBank genome assembly